Triticum dicoccoides is the source of this 1572-nucleotide messenger RNA. RefSeq lists its product as uncharacterized. The transcript is spliced from 4 exons. The coding region runs from base 1 to 1572 and encodes 523 amino acids. The record is from RefSeq and is a predicted model, not a curated record. Lineage: Eukaryota; Viridiplantae; Streptophyta; Magnoliopsida; Poales; Poaceae.
AUGCCUCAUCAGGCUGCUGGCUACCUUCGCUGCCGCGGCGACAUCCUCCUCAUCCUGAUUCUCUCCUUCCUCGUCGGCACGGCCUUGGGGUCUGCGCUGAUUCGGUGGAGUUCACCCGCCAUCCCGUGCCUGCACGCCCAAGCCGAUGCGCACCCCUCCCGCGGGCCGCCGCUUUGCCCCGCCGUGCAUCCCAGCCGGGGCUCGGAGUUGGAUGGUCAAGAAAGGAGGACAUGGAGCGAGGCGUUCUUGGUGGCCGUGCACACGGGGCAGGUGUUCACAGCGGGUUCGCACACGCCGCACAGGGACAGGUGCCGGCAAUGGAGCAGCAGAACGCAGACGUCCCACGGCGACGACGCAUGGGGGUUUGCAGCAGCUGGUGCACGGAGGCCGGCAGCGAUGACCUCGUGGCUCUUAGCGACGCCAAGCCACGCCUGGCCCUCUACUGUCAUCUGUACAGUGUACACAUGCCAUGGCGGCCGCGCCAUCAAGCUCCAACACCAAGCCAAGCCACGCCUGGCCCUCUGCCGUCAUCUGGACGCAUGCCAUGGGCCAAGUUGGACACGGUCCGGGCCGGUCCGGUCCCUGACCGAGCCGCCGUUUGGACCGGCCGCCGGCGGACCGAACCGGACCGGACCGACCAGCGCCGCGGUCCUCUUUUCAGGCACCGGACCGAUGGUGGUGAAGCUCGGGCCGGACCGAGAGGACCGCCCAUGCAAGCAUAUGGCGACGGUGAGCGGCGGUGCAUGGCGACGGCGAGCGGCGGCGCACGUCCGCAGGAGUCUAGGGGGCACGGGAAGGAGAAGGAGAGGGAAAAUAGCCGCGGUCCUCGCCCUCGCCACGCUCGGCAUGGCCGUCUCCAGGCUAGCCGAGAAGAAGCGCAUGGACACCUCGAGCGGUGCCGGCGGCGGCGUCACCAUCAGGCUCAGCGCGUUCUGGCUAGUGCCCCAGUUCUUGGUGGUGGGCGUCGGCGAGGCGUUCGAAGACCCCCGAGAGGAUGAAGUCCAUAGGCACGGGUCUGUUCCUGGCGUGGCUCUUGUUGCCUCCUGGUUCCAAAGAAAAAAACUUGUUUCCUCGUUGUUUCCUAUUUUGUGUCACGUUAAUUCUGUUGCCUCGAUAGGAUUCCACGCGAAUCAACCUGUGCGGGCCAAGACCGAUCGGUCCGGUCCUCAGCGGGCCACGAGCGGGCCCAAAAGCCUGCUCGUGGCGUCCACCCUGAGCUAUGGCGUCCGCGCCCUCAAGCUCCAGCACCAGCCCCGCCUUCCUACGCCGCGCCGCUGCCCGCGUUCCUCUGCUCCGACUGCGCCCAACACCCGUGCCGGCGACCCCUUCGGCCCUCGCCACGCCGGCGACCACCAAGAACCCCGCCACCUCCUCGCCUCCGCUUGCGACGGAGGCCCGCGGGUGUGGGAGCCGGCAAUGGCCGCGGCCUUGAGUGUCUCCAGCGGGGGAGGCGGUGGCGGCGGGCUGCGGCGGGGCUGGGGCCGGCGGCUCGCGGCAGGGGGUGGCGGAGCGCUGGAGGUGGAGAUGCGAUUGGGAGUGUUUUUUUCUAUCGCUCGUAACUGUUCGGGUUGA